CCUCAGCUCGACCUCUCCUCAUACGGCAAUGUUUUGCUGGGAGGUGAUUUCUCUGGUCUUUCCCUAUGGACUGGAUCACAACAGUCAACGACAAAUAGUAGCACGACUGGAGAUUCUGUGCUGAGUCAAUUGGAGGAUGGAAGAUUUGAGAGUUUGGGCCAAGCGAAUGGGACGAUUGCUGCGACGUGUUUCAUGGACUCCGGGGUGUUCAUCGCAGGAAAUUUUACGGGAAUUGCGGGGGUAAAUGCGUCGAAUAUCGCGGUUUACAACACUUCAACCUCGUCGUUCUCAGCCUUGGGCUCAGGAGUGCCAGGGCCGGUGUACGCGCUUUACUGCAAUACGGACAACAACACUGUGGUGGUGGGAGGAGAUUAUGAGACGCAGAAUUCGACCAAUGCCUUGAUGUGGAAUGUGGCGGAACAGUCAUGGGUUGGAUUCCCUUUUGGAGGAUUCAAUGGACCGGUUACGGCGAUCGCGAAGGCAGCCAAUGGAGAUCUGCUGUUCGGAGGAAGUUUUGAUGCUACUGGAACGGGAGCGACUGGAAGUUUCGAGGAUUCGCAGGCGAUUAACCUAGUUACGGCCAAUGUCACGGCUACCGGAACCAUUACCACCGCUGGCUUCAACAAUGCGUCCAACAUCCUUUGUCCGGGCGGGACUGGUGCUGGGCAGACCUGGUUGUUGGCCGAUGACACUGCGGGUUCGUGGACUGCAGAGACUUCGUUUGGAUUCAGGCCGACGAUGCUUAGGUUGUUCAAUGCUCGCCAAGAGAACCGCGGGACCAAGACCUUCCGGGUCAUUGGUCUGCCAAUCAAUGGUAUCAUGAACAUGACCUACACUGACCCUACCUCUGGAGACACCGUGGCUUGCGAUGCUUUCUGCCCGCUGCCGCAGGUCACUAAUGACUCUUCUGUGUACUACACGGACUUUCACUUCGUGAAUGUCAUCGGGAUGACUGGGUUCAGUAUUGAGAUUCAGGACUGGUAUGGUUCUGGUGGAGGAUUGGAUGGUGUGACAUUGUACCAAGAUGACAUCUUGGCGUUUGCUGUGAAUACCUUUAACCAGCCCACAUGCUACGGUCUUGAAUUCCCCUCGUUUUCGAACACCACCGGUGGACCUUGGUCUAAUGUGACCCAGGAGGGUAACACUUCGUACCUCACCACCUGGUUGACUGGUGACGACGCCUUGUCGGCUGCGAGCGUUUCGUUCUUCCCUGAAACUGUUGAGGAAGGCAACUUUACAGUGCAGAUCCACACGCCUGGAUGUCUCGCUGACGAUACGUGUUCCAACCGAGGGCAAGUCAACGUCUCCGUUUACUAUGACCCGGUUCUCGACCCUGUCUCUACGGUCUUGUUCCAGACCAACAGUGGCGACAAGUACGACACGGCCUACCAGGGCGUCGUUGCAGCUCCGACCACCUCGUGGCGUCCAUACGUGGCGCUUUCUCCUGUUACGGGGCAGUCCGGCACCGUCAAUGUUGUCGCGCAGUCUGUGCAGUUCCUUCCAACGAGCGCUGGUGGUGGAUUGCGGGGCUUGUUUGAGUACAAUCCUGCUAACUUUGCUACCACCACAACUUACGCCGCGAACGAUUCAAGUGUCUUCGAUCGCGCAGGAGAAAUCUUGAGCACCGACCCGACUAUUGCAGGUAUUGCGGUGUUACCGUCUGCCACGAUCGUUACUGGUAACUUUAGUGCUACGAACAUUGGUUCCAAGAAUGUGCUUGCGGUCAACGAGACCGAUUUCUUUGCCGUUACGGAUGGAGGAUUGAACGGACCUGUAAACGCCGUGAUCACGUUCAACGAUACUGUUUAUAUUGGUGGGAACUUUACUGCCAGCGCGAAUGGUUCCGUGACGAACUUGAAUUACAUUGCAGUGUAUGAUUCGGAUCUCAACUUGCAGGCACUGGGCCAGGGAGUUAAUGGCGAGGUCACCAGCCUUGUGCAGAUGGUCGUGGAAACAUCAAAUGGUUCUGUCGAUGCAAUUGGUGUAUCGGGUACCUUCACCGCAAUUAAUACUAACAGUGGGACGAUUAUCCCUGUCGCUGCAUUCGCGGCUUGGAUUCCAAGCUUCGGCAAGUGGGCACAAGAGUUGUCUGGCCCUACGUACUUUCAGGGCAGCCUGGCUUCUUCUGCCUUCUUGAGUAAUGGAAGUGCAUUGUACGUUGGAUCCGUUGGCGCAAGUGAGACUACUUCUGCUAGAUUCGUGGCCAGGUUGCCUGAGGGUCAGAGCAACUUGACCGUCAAUGCGCUCAGCCUGUUCUCGGAACAGUCGAGCACGUCGAGCACGUCGAACUCUGCGAUGACGAAGAGGGCCGUGGCGGAGGUUGGUGCAGCUAAUGGUGUCUACAGUGGAGUUUACUACAAUAACUCUGACACGAACCUUGUGAUCAUUGGUGGUCACUUCUCUAUCUCGAACGGUACGGGCAGCGUUGUUCAGAACUUAGCAUUCAUUGCCGAGAAUGGAACGAUCACCGGUGUACCGGCCGGUCUGGACAGCACUAGCUCCUUCUAUUCGAUGGUUGUGCAUGAUAAUGUCUUGUAUGCUGGUGGAAACGUCACCGGUACUAUCAAUGGACAGGAGGUGAACGGGCUUGUUGCAUACGAUCUUAAUACCAAGACGUGGAGUACGGAGCAAUUUGCUGCGUUGACUGGUGAUAACGUUCAGGUAAACGACCUCGCGAUUUCACCUAACACGAACGAUCUCAUUGCUGCUGGUACCUUCACCGGUGCUGGAUCGUUGAACUGCCCAGCUGUAUGUUUUCUUGACCUUCAGCUAUUGCAAUGGUCUGCACCCACUUCCGGUGUUUCCGGAGAUUGUGAGAAGGUAUUAUUUGCGCAAGAGAAGAAGUUUGUUGCUGCGGGUAAUAUGACGAUGAACGGAACGUCUGCUCUUGUUCUCGAGUACGACCUCGGUUCGAAUGAGUGGAGUGAGUUUGCGAACGCGUCCACCGCAUUGCCUGGACCUGUUACGAGCUUUGUCUUCGAUCCUAAAACGGAGAACGUGCUUUACCUCGCAGGUGAGAACACUUCCAGCGGCGGAGCCUACCUUGAGAAGUGGGAUGGAACGCAGUUCAUUGAUCUUGGAUCCGACCUUCAGAGCUCUUCCGUCAUUCACACCAUGAGGGCUGUCCCUUUGGUUGGUGACAGCGCAAGCAAUAAUGUGUUGCCGAGCGGAUACGUUGUCCUGAUCAUGGGAAGGCUGGACCUCCCCAAAUAUGGAAACGUGUCUGCAGCUACCUUCAAUGGCACUGCUUGGCAGCCAUACCUGAUCUCUUCCACCUCUGACAACGUCGAUGGUCAGAUUUACGCUUUCAUUCAGGAGAAAUCUCGAACUGUCCCUGGAGCUAAGCACUACAUGGACCGUGGAUUCGUUAUUCUGAUCUCGCUUGCCAUUGCGGUUGGUAUCAUGCUUCUCUUGACUACCGCAGGAGCUCUUGCUGCGUACUGGCGAAGAAGAUCGGAGGGUUAUGUUACGGCACCUUCUGGUGAGAAGAAUGUCACACGGAUCCCGCCUGGCUCGCUGUUCUCGGAUAUU
Molecule: messenger RNA, 3531 nt
Organism: Saitoella complicata NRRL Y-17804
Lineage: Eukaryota; Fungi; Ascomycota; Saitoellomycetes; Saitoellales; Saitoellaceae
Exons: 1
Biological process (GO): positive regulation of establishment of bipolar cell polarity regulating cell shape
Cellular component (GO): plasma membrane of growing cell tip
Molecular function (GO): protein binding
Source: RefSeq, a predicted model, not a curated record